Molecule: messenger RNA, 834 nt
Organism: Sparassis crispa
Lineage: Eukaryota; Fungi; Basidiomycota; Agaricomycetes; Polyporales; Sparassidaceae
Product: thioredoxin-like protein
Exons: 4
Coding region: 1-834 (277 amino acids)
Biological process (GO): protein folding
Cellular component (GO): cytoplasm
Source: RefSeq, a predicted model, not a curated record
AUGUCGGUGAACCCAAACGAAGACACCGAAUUCAACGACAUCCUCCGGAAGCAUGGCAUCCUUCCCCCGCGCGAGCCUGAGAAGCGAGCGCCCUCACCGCCUCCCCCCCCAACCACGCGAGAGAAGAUAGAAGGGCUGACCGCGAAAGAGCUCAAGCAGUUUGGUGAAAAUGCUGGAGACGAUGAAACGGAGCGGAUGGUCGAGACCCUGAGGAGGCAGCGCCUUUCCGAGCUGCGCCGGUACCAAAAGGCGCCGUAUGGACGGGUGUACCCCAUCGGGCGCGAUGAUUAUACCAGGGAGGUGACAGAGGCGAGCAAGGUGAACGAUGAUGGAAGUCCGGAGGGCGAGGGAAAUGGCACCGGCGUGGUGUGUUUCCUGUACAAGGACGGGAUCCUUCGUAGCGACAGUGCGGUACAGCACGUCAGGAUACUAGCCCAGCGUCAUCCACACACGAAGUUCGUAUCCAUCGUUGGAGACAAGUGCAUCGCCAACCUCCCCGACGCACGGAUCCCGAUGUUCAUCAUCUACCGCAAUGGCGACGUACUGAACCAAAUCGUCGCAUGGGGCGGGGAUCGCGAGCGGAAAAUUGAAGAGCUGGAAGCCGUCCUGAUCCUUGGUGGUGCGAUAACCCCGGAGCAGCAGCAGGGUCUACGCAGCGAGCGUAGCCGUGACAGCAACUCGGACGACGACGAGCCAGACGAUGAGGAUUCGGGCGACUCGCUUUCAGACAGGAUGCGUUCGGCGGCAACCAUGACGAACGUGCAUUCGGGCAAGAACAUUAGGCGGACUCAGCGGGAGGAAGAUUCGGACUCGGAAUUUGAGUUUGACCUUUGA